Thelazia callipaeda (thelaziosis nematode) is the source of this 300-nucleotide messenger RNA. Lineage: Eukaryota; Metazoa; Nematoda; Chromadorea; Rhabditida; Thelaziidae. The record is from the annotation of a GenBank genome assembly.
AUGACUGCAAUAGCAUCGAUGAGGCUUUUACUUGUCAGCUUGUCAUUUACAUUCACAGUUACUGCUUCACAACAUUUCUACGAUCCAACAACACGUGAUUACGCUGAAGCGUGUAGUGAAAUGGCUGAAUUUGCUGGUGACAGCUUUUGUAGGGUAUUUGAAAUUUGUUGUCGUGAUCGGGCAAAUAACAAAUUGAAUGGUGAUCGCUGUCAACUGACUGAUCCAACUAAUGGCUGCCAGCUCACAUUAGAGAUCAAAAAUUUGUUAAGUAAUAAAACUUUAUCAACUUCAUCAGAUUAG